AUGUGCUCCUGCCAGGACAAAGACCAGUGCCACCGGCAAGAACGAUCCUCAUGCCACAGCAGUGAAGGGUGUCACAGGAGCAGUGGAGGAUCUGGAUGCCACAGGAGCAGUGGAUCUGGAUGCCACAGGAGCAGUGGAUCCGGAUGCCAUGGGAGCAGUGGAUCCGGAUGCCAUGGGAGCAGUGGAUCCGGAUGCCAUGGGAGCAGUGGAUCUGGAUGCCACAGGAGCAGUGGAUCCGGAUGCCAUGGGAGCAGUGGGGGAUCCUGCCAUGGAAAGCCACAGGAUUGCCAGCAGCAGAUUUAUCAAGUAUCCUCAAAGAUGAAGUGA
Pezoporus flaviventris is the source of this 327-nucleotide messenger RNA. Its product is annotated as chorion class high-cysteine HCB protein 13-like. The transcript is spliced from 2 exons. The record is from RefSeq and is a predicted model, not a curated record. The coding region runs from base 1 to 327 and encodes 108 amino acids. Lineage: Eukaryota; Metazoa; Chordata; Aves; Psittaciformes; Psittacidae.